Messenger RNA from Miscanthus lutarioriparius, 474 nucleotides. NCBI's taxonomy places the organism in Eukaryota, Viridiplantae, Streptophyta, Magnoliopsida, Poales, Poaceae. The record is from the annotation of a GenBank genome assembly.
AUGGACUACAUGGACAUGGCCAUGGCCAUGGUGGGCUUGGAGGACCUGGACCAGGUGCUGGCCGUGAGCCCCGCCGGGAGCUUGGCGACGUCCUCCGCUCCUGCCGCCGCCGCCGCCGCACCAGCAGCCGCCGCCAACGCCGACCUCCGGAGGGGCCUCUGGACGGUGGACGAGGACAUCCUGCUCGUGAACUACAUCGCCGCCCACGGCGAGGGCCGCUGGAACUCGCUCGCCCGCUCCGCGGGCCUGAAGCGCACGGGCAAGAGCUGCCGCCUCCGGUGGCUCAACUACCUGCGGCCCGACGUGCGGCGGGGCCACAUCACCGCGAAGGAGCAGCUGCUGAUCCUGGACCUGCACUCGCGCUGGGGCAACCGCUGGUCCAAGAUCGCUCAGCACCUCCCGGGCCGCACCGACAACGAGAUCAAGAACUACUGGCGCACCUGCGUGCAGAAGCACGCCAGGCACCUCCGCUAG